Cladophialophora bantiana CBS 173.52 is the source of this 903-nucleotide messenger RNA. RefSeq lists its product as uncharacterized. Bases 1 to 903 code for a protein of 300 amino acids. Lineage: Eukaryota; Fungi; Ascomycota; Eurotiomycetes; Chaetothyriales; Herpotrichiellaceae. The record is from RefSeq and is a predicted model, not a curated record. The transcript is spliced from 2 exons.
AUGCAGCGCAACCAGAGCUUCCUGGCUGGGUACCUUAAGCUGAGCGACACCCACGAACUCCUACUGCUCCUCCAGCAGAUGAAAGCAACUGUGACACACUUCAUCACUCUCAAGAAGCAGGGCUUUGGUGUACCGGAAGUCAAGGCAAACUCGACAUUUUCCUUCGACCACAUCGUGAAGGAAAUCUCCAAGGGCGACAAAGCUCACGCCUCCUGGCAGAAGCUCGCUGAAGUGUCAACCCGAGACCAACUAGACUUUGACAAUGACCCAUGCUUUGAGAAGUUCCGUGGCGCCCCCCGAACCAAUAAACAGACCUUUCCCAAAGUGGCGUACGUCGCCCAAACCUACAAAAUCAUCAAAAGAUUCCGAGCCUACUUUCCCGAAUCCUUCGAGAAGGAGCAGCCCGGACAAGUGCGCUGGGGUCUGGCCACUGCCAAUGACUUUCAUCGCGCCUUCUCCCUGCUGCGGUAUGCCAUCACCUGCUAUGAAAAGCAGGCCUUCCCUAAGUUCGGCAGGAAGAAACCUGCCCCUGUCCGCUACCUCACCGAGCGAGAGGUUCAACUGCUCCAGAGUGACCCAUUGUCCUCUGGAAAAGAACUGGACAUCCAGAACCUUAAGUCCGAGAUGGCUAUCUUAUGGCGGGACCAGGACUUAGAUAGCCUAGAUGCGACUGAACGCCUAAACAUAGCCGAUAUGAAGAUCACCGAGGAUACUUUAGAUAAGCUGGUGGCCGAUGAUGACCUGCUCACUGACAUGACCAAGAAGCUCUCUAAGAAGCCUAAGUCCAAAUCUCCCACCGGCGCCAACGUACGUGCGCCCAUUGACGAAGAUACCCUGAAAGUCUUCCUUCAGACCUUAAUCGAUCAUUGCCACAUUGCCCACGAUGCAUUUUCCACCAGCUAA